Molecule: messenger RNA, 1351 nt
Organism: Lindgomyces ingoldianus
Lineage: Eukaryota; Fungi; Ascomycota; Dothideomycetes; Pleosporales; Lindgomycetaceae
Product: Di-copper centre-containing protein
Exons: 3
Coding region: 1-1320 (439 amino acids)
Molecular function (GO): oxidoreductase activity
Source: RefSeq, a predicted model, not a curated record
AUGAAGUUCAAGUUUCCCGUCCACCUCCUCCUCAUGAAGCUCAUCCCAGCUAGUGUUGCUGUUCACCAGGUCAAGAACUAUCACGUCAGCACCUUAGCUGAGGCCUCCCCCGUAUUAAGUUUCGCUGGGCCCUCCGCAAUCAAAGUGCCAUUCACCUCUUACAUAGAUCAGAAGAGGAUCUUUGAUAGGCCAGGGAAUAGUGCAACUCCCAGUGAAGCUUCAUCUAGCACUCAACUUGUACCGUCCGAGCAAACCACAUCUUCUACCAGCAAACCAAACGUCAUCCCCUUCGCCGACCUUAACAAGCGGUACCAACAGUAUAUAUCUGGAACCCUUGCCAACUCCUCUCGAAAAUGCUCUGCUAAAAAUGUUCGGCACCGUCGCUCAUGGGCCAAGCUUAGUGAUGACGAUCGCAAGUCUUACCUCAAUUCAGUUCACUGCUUGCAUAAUGGCAUUAGCAGCAAGUUCACUCAGGUUCCUGGUGCUAAGUUCCGCGCGGACGAUUUGACAACGCAUCAUAUUAUAUCAGGUGGCAUAUACGUGUUCACUGGAUUCAUGCUUCCAUUCCACCGCUGGAUGAUCCAGGUCUACGAGGACAUGCUCCGGGACGAAUGCGACUACAAAGGUGCCAUCCCGUUCUGGGAUUUCAGUGAACACACUGGUGACAUUACUAAAGACCCGAUCUUCUCCGGCAAUUCCACAUCAAUGGGGGGCAAUGGUGCUCCAGUACCACGAGGUCAUGGGUGGGUUGAGUUGGACUACUUGAGCGGGAAAAAAUCCGUGCCACCCGGGUCAGGCGGGAGUUGUUUGUUCAACCCGCCCUUCCGGACAAUAACAUACGAGGGCGGAGUGACCUCUUGGGAUGCGAUUAGUUUCCGAGAUCGUUGUCUCACUCGAGAUCUCAACACUUGGGCUGGUCAGCUUCUUAACAUUGCCCACGUGGAAUAUGACCUCUCCUGCACUAACAUCGGCUGCCUCCAGGAGCGACUAAACGGGGCACAGCCAGGGUAUCCCUACCUACUCAACUUGAUGAAUUCGGUUCGAUUCUCUGUCGGAGGACUCCAACUUGAUCCAUUCGCUGCUCCUACCGAUCCAAUCUACUACCUCGCGGCCGCCAACAUCGAUCGUCUGUGGGCCAUUUGGCAGGCCCAGGAACCCAAUGUGAGGGUCAAUCAGACAGGAGGAACCCACAGACCAAUGGGCAUGGGAGGGGCGGUUAAGCCAUCGGACAUUAUGAUCAUGUUAACACCAGGAACCCUUCGUCCUGUUAGUGAUUUCAGCUCUACGAUAGAUGGCACAUUGUGCUACUGCUAUGAGUAGAGUCUGUCAGUUUCGCCUUCUUUCUCUUUAA